CUUUUCCCAAGUAGAAUUCUAAUCUCAUCAAUCUUUUUGUAUCCUUUCACUCUUUGAGUUUUCAUUAAUUCAUCCAAACAACCAUUUAUUGCUCUUCAAACCCUUUUGGUCUCUCUUAUUUUACUAUCUGAACAGAAGACUUUUUAAGCCUUAAUUUGUUUAGACACCAAGAAAGAGAUAUGGUGGAAAGCAGAGGAAAUCCUUUGCAACUCAAAUCCUUGAAUCACAUUUCAAUAGUUUGUAGAUCAGUGAAGAAAUCCCUUCAUUUUUACAAGUCUGUUCUUGGGUUUUUCCCAAUUAGAAGACCCGAUUCCUUUAACUUUGAUGGUGCAUGGCUAUUCAACUAUGGCAUUGGGAUACAUCUACUCCAAUCUGACGAUCCUGACAACAUGCCCAAGAUUACUGGGAUCAACCCCAAGCACAACCACAUAUCUUUCCAAUGUGAGAGCAUGUCAACAGUAGAAAACAAGCUUGAAGAAAUGGAUAUUAAGUAUGAGAAAAGGAGAGUAGAAGAAGGAGGUAUCUUUGUUGACCAACUUUUCUUCCAUGACCCAGAUGGACUAAUGAUUGAGAUUUGCAACUGUGACAAUCUUCCAGUGAUUCCAUUAACAGAAGAGUCAGUCCAAUCAUGUUCAAGAAUCAGCUGCAAUGUAAAUCAAAUGCAACAACAACAACAACAACCAGUCAAAAUAAGCCUUUGAACAACAUUAUUUGUUUGUGCCAUUGUUUUAGCUUUUAUCUCACUUCUCAUUUUUUUGGAUGUACCAAUUGAGUUUCUCAUGUUAAUCUUUCUGGAUUAGCUCUCCUUGUAAACUGGAUAUAUCUAUUUUUGUUUUCAUUUUUUGUUCUCGGUCUUUAAUUUUGUUAAUGAAUUACAUUCUAAAAGAUUAUGAAUUUCUACUAUUCUAGUA
This is a messenger RNA of Cannabis sativa, 911 nucleotides long. Its product is annotated as glyoxylase I 4. The record is from RefSeq and is a predicted model, not a curated record. The transcript is spliced from 3 exons. NCBI's taxonomy places the organism in Eukaryota, Viridiplantae, Streptophyta, Magnoliopsida, Rosales, Cannabaceae. Bases 180 to 701 code for a protein of 173 amino acids.